Messenger RNA from Acipenser ruthenus (sterlet), 3066 nucleotides. RefSeq names its product tripeptidyl-peptidase 1-like. Gene Ontology annotation, biological process: central nervous system development; proteolysis. Gene Ontology annotation, molecular function: tripeptidyl-peptidase activity; serine-type endopeptidase activity. Bases 148 to 1836 code for a protein of 562 amino acids. The record is from RefSeq and is a predicted model, not a curated record. The transcript is spliced from 13 exons. Lineage: Eukaryota; Metazoa; Chordata; Actinopteri; Acipenseriformes; Acipenseridae.
GUCAGCUGAUAACAGUCACCUGACAAGGCGCAGUGUUUACAAGACACAAAUAGACAAAAAGACAAGACAGAAACAGACAAAAAGGCACGACAGGUGCAAAGAAGGAUAUUGUAAAGCAGUUCCCUUUUCACUCAGACGGCGCCCACCAUGAGGAGUUUGCUUGCAGCCCUGCUGUUUCUCUUCAGCUGCCUUGGCAGAUGCACGUACCUGGAGUCUGACCAGAACACCUCCAUCCCUGAGGGCUGGAUCGAUGCGGGGCGUGUGGCAGCCUCUGAUCAGGUUCAGCUGACCUUCGCACUUAAACAGCGGAAUGUGAAAGAGCUGAGAGAGCUGCUGGGCCGGGUGUCGGACCCAGAUUCCCCUCAGUACGGGAAGCACCUGUCCCUGGAGCAGCUCUCCUCCAUGGUCCAGCCCUCGGAACUGACCCAGAAGGUGGUGCGGAGGUGGCUGGAGAGCCACGGGGUGCAGGAUUGCCAGAGCGUGGAGACCCAGGACUUCUUGCAGUGUGCCAUGCCAGCCCGUGUGGCGGAGAAGCUGCUGCCCGGCUGUGAGUUUAGCCGCUAUGUGAACGGGCAUCAGUCGCUGGUGAGGUCGCCAGUCCCAUAUGGGCUGCCUGACGAGAUGUCUGAACACCUAGACUUCGUGGGAGGGGUCCACAGAUUCCCUGACUCGAAGGUGGCCCUGAGGCGUACUUGGGCCAAUGGAAAGAAGCGGAAGGCGGAGUUUCACCUGGGGGUGUCGCCCUCCAUCCUCAGGCAGCGCUACAACCUGACAGCCAGCGACGUGGGCUCCUCCCAGAACAACAGCCAGGCCGUAGCUCAGUUCCUGGAGCAGUUCUUCCACCCUGCGGACCUGGCAGAGUUCAUGAAGCUGUUCGGGAGAGGAUUCAAGAACCUGCCCGAAGUGGAGAGGGUCGUCGGCAAGCAAGGGGGUGGGAAGGCAGGGCUCGAGGCGAGCCUGGACGUGGAGUACAUCAUGAGCACUGGAGCCAACAUCCCCACCUGGGUCUUCACCAAUCCAGGCAGACACGAGUCCCAGGAGCCGUUCCUGCAGUGGCUGCUGCUGCUCAGCAACAUGUCUGCGGUGCCCUGGGUGCACACCAUCAGCUACGGGGAUGACGAGGACAGCCUGUCCCAGGCCUACAUGCAGAGGAUCAACGUGGAGUUCAUGAAGGCCGGGGUGCGCGGGGUCACCCUGCUCUUCGCUUCAGGUGACAGUGGUGCUGGCUGCAUGAAAGCCAGCAAAGGGGGUAACACUUUCAGACCCAGUUUUCCAGCCUCCAGUCCCUAUGUGACCACAGUGGGCGGGACAUCCUUCAAGAACCCCUUCCAGGUCACUUACGAGGUGACGGACUACAUCAGCGGCGGCGGGUUCAGCAACGUGUUUGAGAUGCCCGACUACCAGGUAAAUGCUGUGAACUCGUACCUCAAAGGAAUGAAGGCUCUUCCUCCCAAGACCUACUUCAACACCAGCGGGCGAGCUUAUCCGGACGUGGCAGCUUUGUCUGAUAACUACUGGGUGGUCACCAACAGAAUCCCCAUCCCGUUUGUGUCUGGCACUUCGGCCUCGACUCCUGUGUUCGGAGGGAUCCUGUCCUUGAUUAAUGAUCACCGUUUCCUCAAAGGUCUCCCGUCUCUGGGGUUUCUGAACCCGCGCCUCUACAAGCUGCAGGGGAGCGCCAGCAGUGCCCUCUUCGAUGUGACAGAAGGAUGCCACCUGAGCUGCCUGGACGAGCAGGUCCAAGGACAGGGGUUCUGUGCCGCUCCAUCCUGGGACCCAGUCACGGGCUGGGGGACCCCAAACUACCCCGACCUCCUGACUGCUCUCGGGGAUUAAGAACGAGCUGCCCUGCAAAUCAGGAGUCAACUGCAGAGUGUCGGGGGGGGGGGGGGCUGGAAACCCUGUUUGGAAAGAGAGAGCUUGCUGCUGCUUCUUAAUAAUAAUAAUAAUAAUAAUAAUAAUAAUAAUAAAAAAAAAAAUGAUUGAUUUUUUUUUUAAAUAUAUGUUGACCAGACUUUGGGGGGCAUUUGAUGUGUGUUUUUGUUUGGAAAUCUCUUCAGUUAAAAUCGUACCCGAGUUAAAACACAGAAUUCACAGAAAUGGUAGUGGUAUGGGGGGAGCAGUGAUGAAGAUGUGCUGAAUAAAUAACACUCCUUCAGAAGCAGCAGUACAAGGCAAAGGACCAGCUUCUCAAAUGAAAAGUAAGAGGAAGACGUGGACAGGGUUUUCUGUGAGGACGGCUUUUUUGUUUUGUUUUGUUUUUUAAGCUUUGCUUGUUUUCUGUUAGACAAGCUUAAUUAAGGAUGGGAGAUACCUGAUGACUUUGUGCCCAAGGAUCUCAUUUUGAAGUUAAUCAGAGAGACCGCUCCGAACGAGGGCUCUUAAAGCUAGAGAUUUGUGAUUUGAUUUCCAGCUGAAUCUGCUACCGUCAUCAUCCUGUUCAUUAAAAGAAUCAGACCCCAUUACCUUGAAAACGACCAGAAAUGUCACAAUCUACCUUCUGAUGUAGGGCAGAUUACCCUGACCAACUGAAAAAAAAUAAUAAAAUAAUAGCUACUCACAGUUAAUGUUACGCAGUCAAAUCGGUGCUUCUUUUAAGAGAUAAUCUUUCCUUGCUGUAGGCUAUGAUCCCCCCCUGACCAUAAUAAUUAUCUUACUCCUGCGUGGGUACAGGGUCAAAUUAUAAAAGGAGCGCCUGUUCAAAUAUAAACUGCACUGACUGAUAGAAACUCAGUACUUUUUUUUUUAAGCUCUUAUGUUUUGAUGAACAAGGGAUGGAUGGAUAGAUAGAUAGAUAGAUAGAAUAUAUAUUUUUUAUAAAUGUUAUGGUUUUCUUGCGCCCAGCCAGUGUCUCGUUCUCAGGUGCCUUGUUUCCUUGCUCAUAUUUUUAGGCGGAUGUAAUGCAAGUUACUGCAAUGGUGGAAACCCAGACUGCAAGCUUCAUUUUGCUAUUUUGUCAAAAUUAUUUUCAAAGGUACAACUGAAUAUUUUGUGAAAUUUAAUUUACAAAUUCUUAUACAUUGAGACAAAAAAAACAAAUAAAGUGCAUUUUGAAAAAAACAAAAG